Messenger RNA from Calidris pugnax (ruff), 2514 nucleotides. It is a transcript of the gene TAS1R3, whose product is annotated as taste receptor type 1 member 3. Gene Ontology annotation, molecular function: G protein-coupled receptor activity; sweet taste receptor activity. NCBI's taxonomy places the organism in Eukaryota, Metazoa, Chordata, Aves, Charadriiformes, Scolopacidae. Gene Ontology annotation, biological process: sensory perception of umami taste; sensory perception of sweet taste; G protein-coupled receptor signaling pathway. Gene Ontology annotation, cellular component: membrane. The record is from RefSeq and is a predicted model, not a curated record. Bases 1 to 2514 code for a protein of 837 amino acids. The transcript is spliced from 6 exons.
AUGGUCCCGGAGCUGCUGCUGUGCCUGAGCUUGGGUUGUGCAGCAGCCCCCAAACCCACGUGCCUCUCUGCUCAGUUUAGGAGACCUGGUGAUUAUAUCAUCGGAGGCUUGUUCCCCUUCGGAACGGACCCCGUGAACCUGACGGCACGAUCCGAGCCCACCUUAGUGGUGUGUGAAAGGUUAUUUGCAGACGGGCUACUGUGGGCUCUUGGGAUGAAGUUUGCCAUCGAUCAGAUCAACAAUUCCACUUUGCUUCUGCCAGGAGUGAAGCUGGGCUACGACAUGUACGACACCUGCUUUGAGCCCGUGGUGGCCUUACAGCCCAGUUUACUGUUUCUGACCCAAAACGGCACAAGGGGCAUUGGAGUCCUGUGCAACUACACCGACUACCAGCCCCGUGUGACCGCCGUGAUCGGACCACACAAGUCUGAUCUCUGCCUGGCAACAGCCAAGCUGUUCAGCUUCUUCUUGAUCCCCCAGGUCAGCUACGGAGCCAGCAGUGAGAAGCUCAGCAACACAGAGCUGUACCCAUCCUUCUACCGCACCGUUCCCAGCGACAAGAACCUGGUGGAAGCCAUGGUCCUGCUGCUCAACAAGUUUGGAUGGAACUGGAUUGCCACCAUUGGAAGCGACGACGAAUACGGCCGAGGAGCCCAGGGGCUCUUCCUAAGCACAGCUGGAAAUCACAGCAUCUGCAUUGCAUUCGAGGGGCUCAUUCCUACAGACCUUACAGACCCCAAAGCCCAAAACCAACUGGAAGAUACCAUUAGGUUAAUUAACAACACCAAAGUCAAAAUCAUUGUGCUUUUCGCCUUUAGUCAGCCAGCCCAGGCCCUGCUGGAACAAAGCAUCAGGAUGGGACUGAGUGAGAAAGUCUGGAUUGGCACUGAAGCCUGGAUAUUGUCCGACAUAACCGCCUCCAUCCCAAAUAUUCAGAGCAUCGGGACAGUCUUAGGCUUUAUUAUGAAAGCAGGCACAGUCCCUGGCUUCCAGAAAUACGUGGCCGACCUCUUCACCUCCGUCCAGCAGGAUAAAUUUUGCCAGGAGUCUAGAGAACUCAACCAUCUCAUGAACUCUGACGUGCUGGGGGCACUUUGUGAAGAGUGUGACCGCAUCUCGCUGCCCGACGUCUCGUCCCUGCUGAACCGCUCCCAAAUACAGCCCGUCUACCUCGCCGUCUACAGCGUGGCCCACGCGCUGCACAGAGCCCUGGGCUGCACCCACCACGCGUGUCCCAGGGCAUCACCCGUCAGAUCUUGGCAGCUGCUGCACUUCAUGAACACCCUCCCGUUCACGGUGAACGGCCAAAGUCUCAGGUUUGAUCACUCCCACAGCACAAACACUGGCUACAAGCUUAUAUUCUGGUCCUGGGAAAAUGGCACCCUUAGUUAUCUGCCUGUUGGCGACUACGAAGAGUCCUUGUACGUCAAUAAAUCCCAGAUUCACUUUCACACUGCAGAUCAAAAGGAGCCCACGUCAGAGUGCUUCAGCCACUGUAAACCAGGACAAUUCAAACAAAUAAAAGGAUUCCACCUCUGCUGCUACGACUGUACGGAUUGUCCAGAAAACACCUUCUGGAGCGAAAAAGGCAGCUCCACCUGCACACCCUGCCCGGAGCAGCAGUGGUCCCCUCUCCGGAGCACACGGUGCUACGACCGCAGCGAGAGGUACCUCUUUUGGGACGAGCCUCUCACCAUCGCCUUGCUAACGCUGAUGUCCAUCACCAUAUCCCUGACCUGUCUGACAGCAGCAAUCUUCUUAAAGAGCCUCCAGACUCCCCUUGUGCAGGCGGCAGGAGGCAAACUGAGCCUCUUCGCCUUGUUCGCGCUCACCCUGCUGUGUCUCAGCUCCUGUCUCUACAUCGGGAAGCCCAGCAACACCCUCUGCAUGAUCCAGCAGAUAGUCUACGCCCUCUGCCUCAACGCCUGCUUCUCCACCUUCUUCAUCAAGUCCUUGGAGAUCACCCUGGUGACCGAGUUCCCUCGCUGUGCCCCCACCUUCUUGCGCUGGGUGACCGGCAGAAGGGCCUGGCUCCUGGUUGUCCUGUGCCUCUUGGCUGAGUGCUCCUUCUGCAUCUGCUACCUCCUCCUGGGCCCUGACUCCCUGCAGCCCGAUUACAAGUCACUGCCCAGGGAAGUCCUGCUCGUGUGUAAGACACAGUCCUGGUUUGCCUUCGCCCUGAUGCAUGGCUACAACAGCUGCAUAGCCCUCAUCUGCUUCCUCUGCACCUUCAUGGUCCAGACCUUGGGGAAGAAGUACAAUAUUGCCAGGGGGAUCACCUUCGCCAUCCUCAUCUAUUUCAUCAUUUGGAUCUUCUUCGUUGCUAUUUUCGCCACGCUCAAUACAGUCCUCAGGUCUGUUACUCAGAUUGGGACCAUCUUGGCAACCAGUCUGGGUAUCCUGGGGACCUACUAUAUCCCUAAGUGCUACAUCAUCUUGUUUAAGCCUGAUGUGAACACAGUGGAUUACUUCCAGUAUUCCAUCAAAGAGGAGCCAGAGGAGGAUUCUCAAUAA